Molecule: messenger RNA, 828 nt
Organism: Symbiodinium natans
Lineage: Eukaryota; Dinophyceae; Suessiales; Symbiodiniaceae
Source: the annotation of a GenBank genome assembly
AUGGAGUCAGACACGCUGCCCUACGAUGGUGACGGAGCGGCCUGGGAAGGAUGGCAGGUGCCGGCCUAUUCAACGUCUGGUUGCAAGAACCAAGCGUUCGAGGUUGGCUUCAAGCCCCCACAGGCUGAGAACGAUGCUGUUGCACCGACCAUACCAUACGACACCGUCUUCGACAUGGGCCCAGAGGUAGACGAUGCAGCCAUGGUUGGAGAUGCCACGCUCGCCUACGAAGCCGGUCCAGGUGAAGUGCCGGAAGUAAGUACCCUGACCAGUAUGCCUCCGCCCGCGUUGUCACACCCAGCGCCUGCCAGUGAGCAAGAGGCUCCGACACUGGCAUAUGGAGACACACUUGUUUUACAUCCGGAAGAUGCGGAUCAGGCAGUGCCUGAAGCUGAUGCACAACGUCCGAGUUGUGCAUCCAGCAAUGAAUCCGCGGCGGCACCUGACAACGUCACUUGUAAGACGGAUGCAGCAGCGACAAAGUCUGGUCUUCGGCUUCGGCUUUGGUGCAAGCAGCCACCGCCAACAGGAUAUGUGCCUCCUGCUCUGGCAUCCCGGCCACCAGCCAAGGCACGGGCGUCUGCUCCUGCAAAGAGGCCGGCGCCGGCCGCUGAGCAGACUCCCAAGCUGGUGGGCUGCAGAGUUGCAGUCACUGGUGAUGGCUGGGGUGGUGGAAUCGGAGGGUACGAGGCCACGGUGGUGGACUCUGAUGACCUUUCCUUGACGGUUAUCUUCAGGGACGAUGACAAGAAGUGGAAGGAGACCCACGUUCUACGUCAACACUGUGAGCUCAUCGAUGCUCCGCAGCCUGAGGUCAUUGUUGUCUAA